AUGGAGUGCAAUAUUAAGGCUCUGAAUAUAAUAACCAUUCCGGUGACUCCGUGUUCGCAUUCGCGCCUCACAACCACCGAGAGCGGCGUCCAAUCAGCUCUGCAUAAGCUGGACACAAUGGAUGAGAGCGUGGAGGGAACAGUGCUGAGUGCUUUGCUCUUGGUGGAGAAUAAGUAUCGCCACAUCUUCGAGAAUUUUAAGAAGGAGAUGGAACUGCAAGCGAUAGCGGCCUCGACGCUAUGGGAACUCAUCCAGCGGUACAGGAUCGCCAUGGAGGUGGACGCGAGCUCUGAGUGCACGCAGCUGUAUGACGUGGAGCCGAAGGAGGAGAUUAUCCAGAAGUACUACCUACACUACAACGUCAUCGUCAGCUCCAACAAGAGCCAGUGGUGCGUAAUUCAGUCCUUGCGGUCGUAUGUCCUGGCCUGCAGGCGCGAAUGCAAGAAACUGAAUCUCGAGGAGGAGACGCCUUUCAUCAUGGGCGAUGCCUUUUACAAGCUCAUACUGUUGUUCAUCGAUCUGGUGGACGAGCUGUUCAACUACUUUCUCAGCAUGCACUUGAAGCUGGACUGCGCCGCCAGUCAACUAGAUCCCAUGGAUCUGGAAAGCCUGGAGCACUACCAGAAGCUGCUGAAACCCAACGAAGACUUCGAGGAGUAUUUCCUGUACAAUCUGAGCUACUGCCAAUGUCUCCGCAUGCCGCCCAAGUGUCCGGAAACCCGUGUAUACACAAGCAUAGAAAAUGCAGAAAUGAAAAAUGAGGCCAUGGAACAACAAAACGCUGCGCCGGUGACGCAGGACACUGAAGUGCCCCCAAACAAUGUCGUUCCACUAAUGUCUGGCAAACUGAUCUCCGUUCUCCUCAGUGCCCCGGUCGAGUUGCACUUAGUUAGUGAGCGUCACACUCGCGAACUGGUCCAUCAAGUGCAUAGUGCCAUCAGUCAAUCCUAAUAGCUCCGAAACUGUAUAAUCCACAUGGGCUGUGCCAACAACUAUCAAACUAUAAGACUUAACAUGUAACAUCCAUCGGGGAAAUUCGUCCACCCUCUCGUUACACCUAAAAUGUUCUAUCGUUGCAAAG
Molecule: messenger RNA, 1081 nt
Organism: Drosophila miranda
Lineage: Eukaryota; Metazoa; Arthropoda; Insecta; Diptera; Drosophilidae
Exons: 2
Coding region: 1-951 (316 amino acids)
Source: RefSeq, a predicted model, not a curated record